Malania oleifera is the source of this 5258-nucleotide messenger RNA. Its product is annotated as pentatricopeptide repeat-containing protein At5g01110. The record is from RefSeq and is a predicted model, not a curated record. The coding region runs from base 2 to 2281 and encodes 759 amino acids. Lineage: Eukaryota; Viridiplantae; Streptophyta; Magnoliopsida; Santalales; Ximeniaceae. Gene Ontology annotation, molecular function: protein binding. The transcript is spliced from 5 exons.
AAUGUUCCUUCCCUCCGCCGGCACACAAGCAAUGCUUGUCGCCAAAAUGGCGACUCAACGGCUACUUUUACAAGUCGCUUGUAUCAGGAACAUAGCCCACACGUUACGUUCUCUGCCAACCCGCCAUUGCUCUUUCCGACUUCACUCUUUCUCCUCUAUUCCAGGCCCUGUCCAAGUCCUAGAAACCUCUAUCGAACCAAACCACGCACCAGGUGGCGACCCAGAUUCAUCAACACCCAUAUCUGAUGCAUUCUCAAUAGAGAAGAUUUUGUUAACCCUAAAAAGAGGUGAUCUCAAUUCUUCGCGUAGUUUUCAAUUUCGGUUAAACCCGUCGAUCGUAGUCGAAGUUCUUUAUCGAUGCUGUGGAAAUUUGCAACUGGGUCAAAAAUUUGUUGAUUUGAUUGCUUCAAAACAUCCAAAUUUUCGACAUUCGUCACGCUCAUUGUGUGCGAUGAUUCACAUUUUGGUCAGGAAUCGGAGGUCAUCCGAUGCGCAGGCCUUGAUUCUUCGGAUGGUUCGAAAAAGCGGAGUUUCGAGGGUUGAAAUUGUGGACUCAUUGGUUUCAACGUAUGGCAAUUGUGGUUCAAAUCCAUUGGUUUUUGAUUUGUUGGUUAGGACUUAUGUGCAGGCUAAGAAGCUGAGGGAGGGGUGUGAAGCUCUCCGGGUCUUGAAAAGUAGAGGCUUUUGUGUUUCCAUAAAUGCCUGUAAUGCUCUUCUUGGUGGCCUCGUCAAGGUUGGUUGGGUUGAUUUGGCAUGGGAUGUCUACAGGGAAGUAAUUGCAGUUGGGGUUCAAGCGAAUGUUUAUACACUCAAUAUUAUGGUUAAUGCGUUGUGCAAAGAUAGCAAAAUUGAGGAAGCAAAGUUAUUUUUGUCCGAAAUGGAAGAAAAAGGGGUUUUUGCAGAUAUCGUGAGUUAUAAUACACUAAUUAAUGCAUACUGUCGUGGUGGGCUUCUCGAAGAUGCCUUUGAAUUAAUGAAUUUAAUGCGGAGUAAGGGUUUGAAACCUUGCCUAUUCACUUAUAAUGCUAUUGUAAAUGGUUUAUGCAAGAAUGGAAGAUUUGCGAGAGCAAUAGAAAUUUUGGAUGAAAUGUUGCAGAUUGGGUUGAGUCCAGACACUACCACUUUUAACACGCUGCUUGUUGAGUGUUGUAGGAAGGACAAUAUUUCUGAUGCCCAGAAAAUGUUUGAUGAAAUGUUGCAUCGAGGCAUUCUCCCUGAUUUAGUUAGUUAUAGCUCCCUUAUUGGGUUGUUUUCGAGGAAUGGAUAUCUUGAUUGGGCAAUGGUAUACUUUAGAGAAAUGAAGGGUGCUGGCUUGGUACCAGAUAAUGUGCUUUAUACUAUUCUUAUAGAUGGAUUCUGCAGAAAUGGCAUUAUGUCAGAGGCUGUUAAGAUGCGGGAUGAAAUGCUACAGCAGGGUUGUGCUAUGGAUGUAAUUACAUACAAUACUAUUUUGAAGGGCUUGUGCAGAGAAAAGAUGCUUCUUGAUGCAGAUGAACUUUAUAAUGAGAUGGUAGAAAGGGGCGUAUAUCCUGAUUUUUACACUUUCACCACACUCAUUCAUGGAUAUUGUAAGGAUGGGAAUAUGAAUAAAGCAGUAGCUUUGUUUGAGACAAUGAUUCAGAGGAAUCUUAGGCUGGAUGUUGUGACAUACAACACAUUGAUUGAUGGAUUUUGCAAGGAAGGUGAAAUGGACAGGGCUAAUGAGCUAUGGCGUGAUAUGAUCUCAAGAAAUAUUUUUCCUAAUCACAUUUCGUAUGGAAUCCUAAUCAAUGGUUUUUGUAGUAAGGGCCUUGUCUCUGAGGCAUUCAAGUUGUGGGAUGAGAUGAUUGAAAAAGGUAUUGGACCCACUCUUGUGACUUGCAACACAAUUAUUAAAGGCUUUUGCCGGUCAGGGGAGGCAGCAAAGGCGGAUGACUUCUUGAGCAAGAUGAUGUCCAAAGGAAUUGUUCCUGAUAGCAUUACAUAUAACACUCUCAUUCAUGGAUUUAUAAAAGUAGAAAAUAUGGACAAAGCUUUCAUUUUAGUCAGUAAAAUGGAAAAUCAAAAGCUAUUUCCUGAUGUUGUAACACACAAUGUGAUUCUAGAUGGGUUUUGUAGACAAGGUAGAAUGCAAGAAGCUGAGCUGAUACUCCGGAAAAUGAUUGCCAGAAAUCUCAGUCCUGAUAAAUCAACAUACACAUCAUUGAUAAAUGGAUACGUCACCCAGGACAACUUGAAGGAGGCAUUUCGGAUCCAUGAUGAAAUGCUGCAGAGGGGAUUUGUGCCAGAUGAUAGAUUCUAAUCAACAUGUAUGUAACUAUACAUCUAUGUCAUUGAGAAUGGAGGUGUCAACUAGUACAAAUUAAGUGAGGCAUUUCAGUUCCCCAAUAAAAUGCUGCAAGGUAUUGCUAUUUGCAGACAUCACGACAUAGUGAAUUUAUUGGGAUGUUGGCUGUAUAGGUGCUGAAGCCUAGAGGGACUUUACAGGUGGUAGGGUGAAUUGUGCUUGAUGGACGUGCUGCAGUUUUAACUUCUCUGAUUCAUGUUUAGUUCAGGAAUGAAUUAAAUUAACUUGGCACUUUUAUGCACCAUUGAGAUUCAGUUAUAUUAGUCAAAGAACGUUGUUAAAAUAUCUGUUUCUAUUUGUGAAAUUUUCUUUUAUUCCUACACCUAUUUGCAUCAAAUUGGUAUUGGAGCAAGUUCAAUGGCCACAAGGGAUGGAAAGAGAAAAUAGGGGUCGUAGGGACGGAUAUGUGACUGUUGAGAUGUUUGGAGAGAUGCAGGAACAAGUACACAACCUACUCAGUUUGUCACACAAGCUAUCUGUUAUUGAAACUUCCAAAAUGAUGGUGAUAAUGAAUUUGAUCAUGUUAGAGGAGCAAGAAAUGGUAUCAAUCGACAAAUUGAGGCUGAAAUUGACAGUUCUAAUGAUGAAAGGAGUUUUGAAAAUGAAAGGCCUGCGUGACAAAUAGGAAGGCAACCAAGAUGGGAAGACUCUAUUGCACAUGCUCUACAAAAUUCCGAAGGGUUUGAUGUGCAAAUACAUGUUUCAGAAUUCGAUGACGAUAUGGAAGCUGAAAAAUUCUUGGACAGGGUUGAUCGCAUUGAGAGUUAUUUUGAAUGGAAAGAUGUACCGGAAGACAGGAAAAUGCAACUUGUGGGAGCAAGGCUCAGGAACCUGCUCUUGCUUGGUGGAAAUAUUAUCAAAAUGAUCUUGAGAGCAGGGGGAAAAGGAAAAUCAAAAGAUGAGACAAGAUUAAGCAGAGGCAGAAGGCUCAAUUCCUACCUUCGGAUUAUGAGCAUUUCUUGUACCAAAGGGUUCAAAACUCGAGCAGCGUGAGAAGUCAAUCAAAGAGUAAACUCGAGUUUUAUAGGUUUUCGUUUAGGUGCAAUCUUUCUGAAUUAUAAGUUCAAAGGAUUAGUUUUUAUGUGAAUGACUGAAUGGUCUCAAAAUGACCAUAAGGUUUCAGUGGCUUUAUAAGGCCAGUGAUGCUUAUCAGCUUGCACUAAAAGUUGAGUGACCACUUGCGUGCGACAUGCCUAAGACACUUGGAACUGAUUGCAGGGGUGGUGCAUCAACUAGUAAGGUGGGUGGUGGCACUACAGGUGGUUGGACAGAAGGCCCUGCAUUGCUAGCCAACAAGCAAUAGUAGUGGUAAAGCAGCCCAAGCACAUCUUAAUAACCAGGGAAAACAAUGGUGAAAUGCUACAUAUGCUUUGAGCUUGGGUACAAGUUCACAAGUGUCCAAAGAGGGAAGAAGGCAGAGUUACUCAUCUGGAGGAUCAAGAAACUGAUUCUGAAGUGAAUUUUGCAAUUCUUAAGGACCAAGAGGAGCAACUAGAAGCUGAAAAUGAUGUGGCAGAAGAAGGGAUUGAAGGUGAUGUCCUUGGUGAGGCUUUAGUCAUUCAUAGGUCACUACCUUCUUCUCCAGACAGCAGUGACAAUCAGCCACGUAAGAACAUUUUCCUAACUAGAUGUACAGAUGGUGGGAAAGCUUUGCAACUUGAUAAUUGGUAGUGGGAGCAGUGAGAAUCUCGUUUACUAUCCAUUUUUAGCCAUUCCUGAUUCUAUUUAAUUUAGAAAAUAAAAGUAGAAAAUUUAGAUUUUUUUUAGAUAUUAGAAUAGAAUAUCAUAGAAUAUUAAUUAAGGAAUUUAUUGUAUCAUUAAUAUAAUGUAAAUAUUUGUAAUUCAUGGAAGAAUGAAUUGGGGGGUUUUAUGGAUGAGUGCUCUUGGAUUUGUUGCUCUGGCUAUGAACUUAAGUGCCUAUAACUUUGUUUCCUAGGAAAAUUUAUGCUGCGGAAGACCUUGAAUUUGAGACUUUCUACACAAAAAAUUCCCUUAACGAGGGUUUUCUGCUUUGUAAGAGAUGGUAGACAAUUUGGAAUAGAAACUGAAAGACAUCCACCGCCAUAUUGGAUGCUAUGGUUCAACAAAGGGAAUGAGGCCGGUCUUCUAUUUCUUCUAGCAAGCACAUGACAAAGAUAGGCGCUCCGUGACCUUGAAUAUUUGUACACGUUUUUCCCUUGAUGGCAUCACGCAAGCACACCAAUGAAGGAAAAUUUAGUGCAUAUCCCAAUGGAGUGGAUCUGUAAACUUCCAAGACAUUCUUGUCAUUUGCAAAUGAACAUGCUUAUGCUAAGUGACUGCCCGUAUAAACAGGGAUAAAUUAUCCACAAGGUAUCGAUCAUAUAUUUCUUUUGAUGGACUUUGUUCAACAUAGUAGACUUGCAGAAAGAAAAAGGUGCCUGCAGCAAUAGAAGAUCGUUUUAAGAUGACUGAUUGAGUUGAUAAUUUGCAUUAGCUCGAGAAAAAUUGUACUUCCUUUGAGGCUGCCUCAAAGCUCUGCCUUCGAGUUUGCAUUCAGCUGAUGAUGCUUGUGGUAAACAGCUUGCAUUGGCUCUUCAUUUUUUAAUGCACUUCAACAUGCUUACAGAUACCUUGCUUUCUAGAGCUACCAAUGCUUUCAGUAUAAUUGAGAAACCGAGUCCAUAUCAGGUGCUUCAAAUCCCAGCCCAAGGUAGAUGAAAAAUUGUUGAAAGUAGAAUAACCUCACACUUGCCCUUUACCAAAUGAAAGGAGGAGUGGGAAUGGCUGGCUUUAGUCAAGAACUCAGUAGGAAUGCCCUACCAAAUAAUUUGUUUUGCAUUUGCAGAAUAGCAUCGAUUAAGAAUGGAAUGUAAUGAAAAUUUGAAUGAGAAGUAUGAAAAUGGUUUGAUUUGCUUUCGCUUAAUUGUAUUUCGUUCACCUGAUUAUAUGUUCAAUUUGUUUGAUUUUCGUC